AUGGCAGGUUCUCUCGCCGCACUAAAAAGCUUGCCUUGUCCUGCUGGAGACCAAUGUAGUGCUUUUCAAUGCCUAUUUAAGCAUGACCGCGACGGUGAUACCGCUCCCGACGGAAAAGGCUUAGCACGUUCCUCUUCUGAGAUCACAACAACCUCGUUGCCAGAUCAAGCUUCGUCUAGAAAACGUAUUAAAUUAGACCCAUCAACCUCGACACCUUCCGGCAAACAGAUCACAGACCAGAUUCCCACCGCCGGCAAGAAGCCCCAAUCUUCAACUAAUGGAGCAGAUUCUGGUCAUGGCACUCGAGAUUCUGGCUUCGAACUAUCAAGCACUCAGCAUAAGGUCACUUCCUUGAAGACAGGAGAAUCUAAGAAAAUGAAGCUAUCACCUAGACCAGCUCCUAAGAAAGCAGAAGCUCUUAACCCUCGUCUACUCAAGUCUUCUCCGGCCAAGCACGCUACGCGCUUGAUACUAAUCAAGGCCCUCCAUGAACAAUACGUUCGCCUCAAUAACGAGCUGAAGAAAGACAAAGAUGCAAAGAGACUAGUGCUGUCUGAUCAAGAGCUCAUUGUGAAAGCAUUAGAUGAUGAGCAAGAAAUUGCCACGCGUAAAUUCCAGAUUUACGGCAAUGCUAUCAAAAAUCGUAUCUUGAGCCACAAAAAGAAGACAAUCGCUGAGUGGAAAGCUGAGAGAAGCCAGGCUAUGGGGGAUAACAAGACAAAUGACACAGAAAAUGCAUCUGCCGCGCCCCAGCCCAUAAACACGGGCUUAACUCCAUCUCAAGAGGUUGAUUUCGCGCUUCGGUUAGUCUAUCCAUUUGACAACCUCACGGAUUACGGUUAUGUAUCUUCCAUACCCUCAGACGAAGACAUCGAGAAAGCCCGAGAAGGUGUCAAAACUUCUGGUAACGUCGAGGUGUGCGAUAGAUGCACCAGAAGAUUCCAAGUCUUCCCGGGUCGAAGGGAGGAGGACGGAACGCUAGCGAGCAACGGAUCUUGCACCUUUCACCCAGGCAAGAUAUACUACACCGAACGAGGACCUGGAAAGGGUACUACGUCCCAGAAGAAAUACCGCUGCUGUCACCGAAACGUCGACGAUGAUGCCGGAGGAUGUACUACGGCAUCUACCCACGUCUUCAAGACAACGGAUGUCAAUAGGCUUGCGGGUCUACUGAACUUUGCCCAAACCCCGCCCAACCCGAACGUCCCUGCGGAUAGAGCCGUGUGUUUCGAUUGUGAGAUGGGCUAUACGGUUUAUGGUAUGGAGCUCAUUAGAGUUACUGCAUUGUCUUGGCCUAACUACGAGAUGCUACUCGAUGUUCUUGUCCAGCCAUUUGGAGAAGUUUUGGAUCUCAACACCCGUUACUCCGGUGUCACCCCAGAAGACAUGGUUUCGGCCAAACGAUGGCAGCCAGGCGAUGAUCAUUUACCUUUGGUAAACCCUUCUACAACCUCAACGAGUUCUGAUGAACGUGAGAAGAGACCCAAGCUCAAGAUCGUGUCCUCUCCCAAGGCAGCACGCGACCUGCUAUUCUCGCUCAUUGCCCCCACGACCCCUAUCAUUGGUCACGGUCUUGAGAACGACUUGAAUGCUAUGCGUAUUAUUCACCCUACUUGCAUCGACACCGUCCUUCUGUACCCCCACAAGCGCACAUUGCCAGCUCGCAACAGUCUCAAGAUGCUAACGGAGACGCUGCUGAACCGAAAGAUUCAAAAGGAAAUAGAUGAAAGCAAUCCUCAAGGUCAUGAUAGUGCCGAGGACGCCAAGGCGGCUGGCGAGUUAGUUCGGCUGAAGAUCCGCGAUGAGUGGAAAGCUCUCUGCCUGAGAGGCUGGAUUAUCCAGGACGGCAAGAUCACAUUACCCUAAAAGAUUUCACUGCCAUGGAUAAACAAGGCGGGGAUGAAGAAGCCACGCUUUUAAUAGCUGGUAGGCGAUGGGCAAUGACGAUGAAAUUUACGCAUUUCAAGGAUCGGGUUUUACGACGCGUGAAGAUGCAUGCGUUCCUUUCAACUCGAGGAUACCACAGCACAGGGGGAAAUCAAAAGGAAGAUUCAAUCAUAUCCAAGGAUUAAGUUAAUUUUGCUUGUUCACUUGAAAGAUGUAUUGGGUGGGCAUGAGAAAAAGAACUGGGUCAGUUAUUUCACGAAUGUGAUGGAUUGGUCUCUGGAUAAUGCUUG
This is a messenger RNA of Hypoxylon fragiforme, 2177 nucleotides long. RefSeq lists its product as uncharacterized. Lineage: Eukaryota; Fungi; Ascomycota; Sordariomycetes; Xylariales; Hypoxylaceae. The transcript is spliced from 3 exons. The coding region runs from base 1 to 1866 and encodes 621 amino acids. The record is from RefSeq and is a predicted model, not a curated record. Gene Ontology annotation, molecular function: exonuclease activity; nucleic acid binding. Gene Ontology annotation, cellular component: nucleus.